UUUUCCCAUUCCCCAUCCCAUGCGCCCGCGCGCUGAUAAGUUGCUGGUGAACAACAAAAACUUAGUGGCAUUCGAAAUAAAAGUACUAAGCGUGCUCGUAACUCUGAACACAUCACAAAACAUCCGAGCGCUCGAAGUGUGAACGUCGUGUCGUCCGCUCUCCGGAAAAAAACAAGAAAUAAAAUAAAAACGCUACUUUUACUCAUCAAUGUGCGUCUAAAACGAAGUCAACGUCAAAUAUAAAUUUAAAGCGGAAAAUUCAAUAAAUCAACAAUGAGUGACAAAUCUGUAAACGGCUGCAAUUCUGGCCAGAGCUACAGUCAGUGCAACGGCACCGCCACCGCAACCACACAGCAGCAGGAAAAGGAAACCCCAACCAAAGGCAAAGACGUCCGCGUCUGGUGCGACGGAUGCUAUGAUAUGGUACACUUUGGGCAUGCCAAUUCUCUGCGACAAGCCAAAGCACUUGGCGAUAAGGUAAUUGUCGGCAUUCACACCGACGAUGAGAUAACCAAACACAAGGGACCGCCCGUCUUCACCGAGGAGGAGCGCGUCAAGAUGGUCAGGGGCAUCAAGUGGGUCGAUGAGGUGGUUCUAGGUGCCCCCUAUGUGACCACUCUGGAGGUUCUCGAUCAGAACAACUGUGAUUUCUGUGUGCAUGGCGAUGAUAUUACAAUGACCGCUGAGGGUGUCGAUACAUAUCAUCUGGUCAAGUCGGCCAAUCGCUACAAGGAGGUCCGACGCACAGCUGGCGUCUCGACAACCGAUCUGGUGGGUCGCAUGUUGCUGCUGACACGCAACCACUUCCGCCAGGGAUCCGCCGAAUACGACAUCGAGAAAGAAGCGAAAAUGUUAAAACUACUACAAAUAAAAUCCCAUCCAGGUUCAUCGAAUAUGGGUCAAGAUUCAGCUGCCAAAAGUCCCUGGACCGGCUGCAGUCAGUUCUUGCCCACCACACAAAAGAUAAUACAGUUCAGCGAUGGCAAGUCACCAAAUGCCGGCGACAAGAUUGUAUAUGUGGCUGGAGCCUUUGAUCUAUUCCAUGUGGGACAUUUGGACUUCCUGGAGAAGGCUAGCAAGCUGGGCGACUAUUUGAUUGUUGGCCUUCACACAGAUCCCGUGGUCAAUUCGUACAAGGGCAGCAAUUACCCCAUUAUGAAUCUGCACGAGCGCGUGCUCAGCGUGUUGGCAUGCAAGUUUGUCAAUGAGGUGGUGAUUGGAGCGCCGUACUGCGUCACCGAGGAGCUGCUCGAACACUUCAAAAUCGAUGUGGUCUGCCAUGGACGCACUCCUAUUGCGAUGGAGGAUGGUAAAAUUGAUCCGUAUGCCGUGCCAAAGACGAAAGCCAUUUUCGAGCUGAUCGACUCUGGCAAUGAGAUGACCACCGAGCGGAUUGUGGAGCGCAUCAUCUCGCAUCGUCUGGAGUAUGAGCGCCGCAACCAGGCCAAAGAGAAGAAGGAAAUCGAGGCCUUUGAGGCGUUGCAACGGCAGAAGCAGACCCAGAAGGCGGGCUAGCAGCAGCUGGAGCAGUCCCCCGUCCCUCCUUCCGAUUUCACACACUAGACGGAUGUUUUAUUUUAAAUAUUUUAGUUUCGUUUUUUAGUUUUUCGUUUUGUUUAGUGUUUAGUUUAAAUUUUUAUUUGGGCUUUGUUGCCCCUUGUUUCGUUAUAUGUUAUGUUCAGGGCGUGGCAGCCUCACAACACGCAAGCCCCCGCUCCCACAAGCAACACUCAGUUACUACCCCCCUGGACAGCGGAUCGGCUCGUGCACGCGCAUCUCGUUUUCUAGUACAAUUUUUGAAUAGCUGAGGGCUCGCAGUCAGGCAGGCAGGAGGCAUGCAGGAGGCUCUCUGCAAGCCUCAAUGAUAUAUAAAGUUAUAUAAAUCGAUAUAUAUAUAUACACUACGAUAAUAGCAUAUUUAAAAUCUAAAUUGUAUGUAAGCUCAAAAUUGUAAAUUCUAUGUAAUAAGUGUUGAGAAGCAAGAGUCAUGAGUGAGUGGAAAGCAAACUCUCAAAAUUGUACGAAAUAUAUUAGUUUAGGCCAAAAGCAAUGAACUUGUCUAAUCGCUAAUCUACAGUAUAUAGUUAUCAGCCUGGCUUGUGCUUGAAGUGUAAAUACAAAUGGGAACUCUAGCCGCAAGUGGCCCCAAGUGGAAGAAAGUGAACGAACUCUGGAUCUAUCAAAAGUAAUCUCUGAUAUUUUGUCUUCAAAUACACAUAUAUCCAACCUAGUGCAAGUUCUUGUCCGCUAAUGCUACUCCUAAUGUUUUAUGUUCAAUGUUUAGCUCUAGAUUAAAAUAUAUUUAUGUACAUGGCCAAAAAGUAA
Drosophila obscura is the source of this 2325-nucleotide messenger RNA. It is a transcript of the gene Pect, whose product is annotated as ethanolamine-phosphate cytidylyltransferase. The record is from RefSeq and is a predicted model, not a curated record. Gene Ontology annotation, biological process: phosphatidylethanolamine biosynthetic process. The transcript has 7 exons. Gene Ontology annotation, molecular function: ethanolamine-phosphate cytidylyltransferase activity. Gene Ontology annotation, cellular component: cytoplasm. NCBI's taxonomy places the organism in Eukaryota, Metazoa, Arthropoda, Insecta, Diptera, Drosophilidae. The coding region runs from base 274 to 1515 and encodes 413 amino acids.